Messenger RNA from Salvia splendens (bonfire salvia), 930 nucleotides. RefSeq lists its product as uncharacterized. Gene Ontology annotation, molecular function: nucleic acid binding. The transcript is spliced from 2 exons. NCBI's taxonomy places the organism in Eukaryota, Viridiplantae, Streptophyta, Magnoliopsida, Lamiales, Lamiaceae. Bases 1 to 930 code for a protein of 309 amino acids. The record is from RefSeq and is a predicted model, not a curated record.
AUGGAAGUUAGCAAGACCACAAUUGGUAGAUGGGCAAAGAAUAACCUGAUAAGGCCACAUACAAAUGCCAUAAAGCCAGCACUCACUGAAGCAAACAAAAUUAGUAGAAUGAGAUGGUGUCUUACUCAUAUUCAGUCAGCUAUAGAUGAAGGGAAGCUUCUUUAUCAUGCAAUGCACAACACAGUUCAUAUUGAUGAGAAAUGGUUUUACAUGACAAAGGCUUCAGACAGAUACUACCUGUUGCCGGAUGAGGAUGAGUCUUACAGGUCUUGCAAAUCAAAAAGAUUCAUCACAAAAGUGAUGUUCAUGGGUGCUGUAAGUAGGCCACAGUUUGGCACAGAUGGGAAGACCAUCUUUGAUGGUAAAAUAGGCAUAUUCCCAUUCACAGAACAAGUUCCAGCCAAAAGGAAGUCAAAGAAUAGGCCAAGAGGGACACUGGAGAUAAAGCCUAUCCCAUCAGUUAACAAGGAAGCAAUGAGAGAAUGCCUCUUGAAUCAGAUUAUUCCAGCAAUUAAGGCUAAGUGGCCAGCCAAUGCAAGCAAGGAGAUAUAUAUCCAACAAGACAAUGCCACACCUCACCUAAACUCAUCUGACUCACAAUUUGAGGCUCUUUCAAGUUCAGAUGGAUUUAAAUUCCAUCUAAUUAGCCAACCAGUCAACUCCCCAGACACCAAUCUAUUGGACCUUGACUUUUUUAGGGCCAUACAAUCACUACAAGAUGAUAAACUAGCCACCAAUAUAGAUGAAUUAUUGGGUAAUGUUUGGAGUUCUUUUGAGGAACUCACACCACAAACUCUGAACAAUGUUUUCUUAACAUUGCAAAGCUGUCUCAGCAAGAUCUUAGAAGUGCAUGGGGGCAACAACUACAAAAAUACCCCACUUGAACAAAGAAAGGCUGAGAAGGACAAUGGGGCUUCCUACAUCACUUGA